Messenger RNA from Bacidia gigantensis, 987 nucleotides. RefSeq lists its product as uncharacterized. Bases 1 to 987 code for a protein of 328 amino acids. The transcript is spliced from 4 exons. The record is from RefSeq and is a predicted model, not a curated record. Gene Ontology annotation, cellular component: oligosaccharyltransferase complex. Lineage: Eukaryota; Fungi; Ascomycota; Lecanoromycetes; Lecanorales; Ramalinaceae.
AUGAAGUUUUUCCAUGGAUUGCUGUUGGCGCUACUACCUCAUAUCUGUCAUUGCGCUCGAAAGAGUACAGAUGUCAAUUUCGACGAAUAUCAAUCCAAAUUCCUAGCAUCCCCUCCCUUGAAGUUAGACGACAACAGCUACGAAGCUCUGACUUCUUCGCCACGGAAUUAUUCAUUGGUUGUGCUCCUUACGGCACUCGAAGCUCGCUUUGGCUGCCAAUUAUGCAAGGAAUUCCAACCCGAAUGGGAAGUAUUAGGCAAAAGCUGGGCGAAAGUAUCCAAGAACGGACAGAGUCGGACACUUUUUGGCACAGUGGACUUCAAUGACGGCAAAAGCACGUUUCAAAAAUUGAUGCUUCAAACAGCCCCUGUGCUCCUGCUUUUCCCUCCAACUAUGGGUCCUGAUUCCAAGCCCGAUGAUCAACCCAUCCGCUACGAUUUUACAGCUGGCCCACAAUCGGCGGAACAGAUACAACAUUGGAUACGCCGCCAUCUUUCCUCAGGACCACACAUCCCGAUUCGACGGCCGCUGAACUAUGUCCGGGUUGUGACCAUGACGACAAUCGUGCUCGGCAUCUUGACUUUCUUGGGUGUCGCAUAUCCGUACGUUGGCCCCUUUCUCCAGAACAGGAAUCUUUGGGCCGCAAUCAGCCUUCUCAUCAUCCUACUUUUCACGAGCGGUCAUAUGUUCAACCACAUUCGAAAGGUGCCAUACGUGGCUGGGGAUGGUAAAGGAGGCAUCAAUUACUUUGCUGGUGGCUUCUCCAACCAAUUUGGAAUGGAAACUCAGAUAAUUGCGGCGAUUUAUGGCACGCUUUCCUUUGCAACUAUCGCUCUCGCACUUCGUGUACCUCGGAUGACAGAUCCUAAGCGGCAGCAGGUUGCAGUCAUUGUUUGGGGAAGUGUCAUGUUCGGCAUGUACAGCUUUCUGCUAAGCGUUUUCAAGGUCAAAAACGGUGCAUAUCCAUUCCACCUUCCGCCUUUUUGA